Nematocida parisii ERTm1 is the source of this 432-nucleotide messenger RNA. RefSeq lists its product as uncharacterized. NCBI's taxonomy places the organism in Eukaryota, Fungi, Microsporidia. The record is from RefSeq and is a predicted model, not a curated record. The transcript has a single exon. The coding region runs from base 1 to 432 and encodes 143 amino acids.
AUGCCCGUCUUUUACUGCCUUUUACUCCCUGUCUGCCUGUCUUACUCUCUCUUUUUUAUUUUUCUUUUUUCUCUUUUUUCUCUUUUGCUCUCCCUCCCUCCCUGCCUCCCUGCCUCCAUACCUCUCUCGCCCCUCGCAAGUGCUCUUCUCUGUGCACUCUCUCUGCCUCCCUGCACUCUGCCUGCGCUGAACACCCUCUUUUGCCCCUCUUUUGCACCCUGCUCCCCGCUCUGUUUAUACGCCCUGCUCCCCCGGCCUGCCCUGUGCACCCUCUCCCCGCCCGUCACACAGCCUGUCCCACACUCUCGGGGUGCCUCUUCUUGCUUUUUUCCUGCCUCCUCCGCACGCGCUUUUUUAUUUAAAAUAUUUUCACUUUGGCGGGCUCUUUCUUUCCGCCUGCUGCCUGCACGCUCUUUCUGUCUGCCCGGGUAG